Nilaparvata lugens (brown planthopper) is the source of this 733-nucleotide messenger RNA. Its product is annotated as cyclin-dependent kinase F-1-like. Gene Ontology annotation, cellular component: nucleus. The transcript has 3 exons. The coding region runs from base 101 to 733 and encodes 210 amino acids. The record is from RefSeq and is a predicted model, not a curated record. Gene Ontology annotation, biological process: regulation of mitotic cell cycle; protein phosphorylation. Gene Ontology annotation, molecular function: ATP binding; cyclin-dependent protein serine/threonine kinase activity. NCBI's taxonomy places the organism in Eukaryota, Metazoa, Arthropoda, Insecta, Hemiptera, Delphacidae.
GCCACAACAGAAAAACGUUAUACAUCAAUUUUUGAAUGCCUUAGAAGCUAUCCAUUCAAAAAAUUUUGUGCACAGAGAUGUUAAAUCGGCAAAUCUCCUGAUGACUUUCGACGGAGUAUUGAAAAUUGCUGACCUGGAAGGGAUGCUUGAAAAUAACGUCAACAUGGCAAAUUUCAAAGCUGGUACCCCUGGAUUCACCCCACCUGAAGUUCUUAUAAGUACCUCAACUUUGGCUGUGAACAUCAGUAUGGAUUUGUGGUCGGCUGGCAUAACUCUGUUUGAAAUAUUGACAAACGUCAGUAAAGACCUUAUUGACCAUGUCAAAAUGUCUGAAAUAAGAUCUAUUACUAAUGUUUUCGGAUGUGUUGCUGGACCAUAUCUGUCCAGUUUACCUGGUUAUGAAGAAUACUAUGAAUGGGCCAAAUUUUACGAGGAAAGAAAUCUUGCAGACACACUGAAAUUACUGAUGGCAGAGAACACUCAAGCCGAAAUGGAUAUAAUUGAGAAACUUUUGAAAGUGGAGCCGUCUGAGAGAGCUUCAGUCAGUCAACUGCUCGAAUCUGAUUUUUUUUCUGUUGAGCCCCUUCCGUCUGCAGACUUGACAGAGGCCAUUGAAGGCUUCAUGCGAAAUCAAAAUAUUGAAAGACCACCACCACACGACGAACCUGAACUAAAUUGGGAUAAUAUUGUACUCCCAGAUGAAGACCCACUCAGUCGAUUGUCUAAAAUGUAG